UGGACUGGGAGAAGAAGCUCCAGAGGUGACAAGACGAAGUUAGUGGGACAGAAGCAGCUCAUCUCGAAAUGUACAGUCGCGCCAGCACAGCCGCAGGCCGCUGAACGAUGUCUAACUGUAGACGUCUCUCCCAGAAUGCAAUCCCAUUAUCCCACCAUCUGUUUCACUUUCACUCUUGAAUUACUUUGUACAAGCUCGGAUAAUACUGCGUGCUGAAGAAUACACGCGGAGAGGAUUUCCUGCCUGUCACCAUGCUGGCUGUACCUGUCCUGCUGCUGCUGCUCGGCCCCUUUCCUCUCUCAUCAGCAGCACAGCUACCAAACCCGGGCCAAGCCGAGGAAGCCCUCUUGGCCACCAACGGGCAGCCGUUCCCCUGGGACAGCAUGAGACUUCCCAAAACCGUCUCCCCCUCCCACUAUGACCUGAGCCUCCACCCCAACCUGACCACUCUCGACUUCACGGGGGUUGUUCGCAUCCAGCUGGAUGUGCACGAAGACACCAGCGCCAUCGUCCUCCACGCCAAGCAGAUGCAGGUGUCCAAAGUGUGGCUCCUCGCACCCGAAGGUGCGAGGCCUCUCCGGGUGUUGGAGUACCCUCGUUUCCAUCAGCUCGCCCUGCUGUCGAACUCGGUGCUGACCAAAGGUAGGAGGUAUGAAGUCCAGCUGGAGUUUGCUGCCAACCUCUCUGACAGCUUCCAUGGCUUCUACAAGAGCAGCUACCACAGCAGCCGUGGGGAAGUCCGGGUUCUGGCAUCCACGCAGUUUGAAGCCACCUUUGCACGUGCGGCCUUCCCCUGUUUUGAUGAGCCCGCCUUCAAAGCCAACUUCACCAUACAGAUUAUACGAGAGCCACGCCACAUAGCCAUAUCCAACAUGCCCACGGUAAAAACGGUGGCGUUGCCGGGCGGUUUGCUUGAGGAUCACUUCGACACCACCGUAAAGAUGAGUACGUACCUGGUGGCCUACAUUGUGUCUGACUUCCUGUCCGUGAGCAAGACCACCCAGCACGGCGUCAAGAUCUCCGUCUACGCUGUAGCCGAGAAGAUUGACCAGACGGCCUUUGCGCUGGAUGCUGCUGUCAAGCUGCUGGACUUCUACGAUGACUAUUUUGAUAUUCCCUACCCACUUCCCAAACAGGACCUGGCUGCGAUCCCUGACUUCCAGUCGGGUGCGAUGGAGAACUGGGGGCUGACCACCUACAGAGAGACGGCCCUCCUCUUCGACCCCGACAAGUCCUCCGCUUCAGACAAGCUGGGGAUCACCAAGGUCAUCGCCCAUGAGCUCGCACACCAGUGGUUCGGUAACCUGGUGACGAUGGAGUGGUGGAACGACCUGUGGCUCAAUGAGGGCUUCGCCAAGUUCAUGGAGUAUAUUUCCCUCGACAUCACCUACCCAGAGCUGCAAGUGGCUGACUUCUUCUUGGAGAAAUGUUUUGCUGCCAUGGAGGUCGACUCCCUCAGCUCCUCCCACCCGGUCUCCACCGAUGUGGAGAACCCCACUCAGAUCCAGGAGAUGUUCGACAGCGUUUCAUAUGACAAGGGGGCGUGUAUUCUGAAUAUGCUGCGGGACUUCCUGACUCCCAAAGCUUUUGAGAUCGGCAUCAUCCGAUACCUCAAACGCUACAGCUACCAAAACACAGUCAGCAGCCACCUGUGGGAGAGCCUGACUGAUAAAUGGUACUCCGGUGAUGAGCUGGAUGUCCGGGCCAUCAUGGACACCUGGACGCUGCAGGAGGGCUUCCCUCUGGUCACGGUGGAGAUCAGAGGCCGGGAGGUCAGGCUCAGUCAGGAGCGCUACCUGAAGACAGACGACCACUCCCUCACCGAAGGGUUCCUGUGGCAGAUCCCACUGACCUACAUGACCAGCGCCUCUAAAACCACCCACCGCUUCCUGCUGAAGACAAAGACCGAUGUCCUGCACCUGCCGGAGGAGGCGGACUGGGUGAAGUUCAACGUGGACAUGAGCGGCUACUACAUGGUGCACUACGCAGGUGACGGCUGGAACUCCCUCAUCCACCUGCUGCAGCACAACCACACCGCCCUGAGCAGCAACGACCGCGCCAGCCUCAUCCACGAUGUCUUCCAGCUGGUUAGCACGGGGAAGGUGAGGCUGGACACGGCUCUGGAGCUGUCUCUGUACCUGUCCAGGGAGACUGAGAUCAUGGCCGUGACUCAGGGCUUCGGGGAGCUCGUACCGCUCUACAAACUGAUGGAGAAGAGAGACAUGGCUGCUCUGGAGACCCAGAUGAAGGACUACAUUGUUGGUCUGUUCCGGGUCUUGAUUGAUCGCCAGGAGUGGACUGACUCAGGAUCAGUGUCUGAGCGAGUGCUGAGGGGCUACCUGCUGCUGUUCAGCUGCGUCAGGAACUACGCUCCCUGUGUGGCGAAGGCCUCCCGACUCUUUCACAGCUGGAGGGACUCUGACGGCAGCGUGAGCCUCCCCGUUGACAUCACCAUGGCUGUGUUUGUGAUUGGAGCUCGAACACCAGAGGGGUGGGACUUCCUGUUCGAGCAGUACCGCCGCUCGCUGCAAAUGUCUGUAAAGAGCCGCAUGAAGUCGGCGAUGAGCGUCAGCCCGCUGCAGGACAAGCUCAGGUGGAUGAUGGAGCAGAGCCUCCACGGCGAGCUGAUGAAGACUCAGGACCUCCCCGGUGUGGUCAUCUUGGUCAGCAAGAACCCCCGGGGCUACAAACUGGCCUGGGACUUCCUCCGAGCCAACUGGCCCACUCUGAUCAAGAAAUUUGACUUGGGCUCGAGCACCAUAUCCCACCUGGUGACGGAAGUGACCAACCAGUAUUCUACCAGGGAGAUGUUAGAUGAGGUGAGAAGCUUCUUCGGCUCUCUGACGGAGGAGUCGGGCUCAGAGAUGAGAUGUAUCCGGCAGACCUACGAGACCAUCGAGGAGAACAUCCGCUGGAUGGACACCAACCGUCCUCUGCUGCAGGCCUGGCUGGACAAGCGCAGUCGCAGAGCCGCCACUCGUGAAGAUUUAUAACUCCGGGUUGGACAAUCAUGUUGUUGAAGGCAGAAAUUACAAGAGGUGGGGAUGCAACUCACGAGAUCUGGACUCAAAUUGAAUGACAAGUUUGGACAAAAUUCACCGAUUUUAACACCAGUGACUCCUGCCUGUAAAGAUGAAAAAACAAAUCCUUUGGAUGCUGAGUUAUCUAAGUACAUAUUAUUCAUAAUCACAAUGACCUGGCAUGGGACGUAAUGUCAACAUUUAGGACUUGUGACGCCUCUACACGACAACUUAAAAAUGUUGCCCCUCAGGUUCAAAGAGAGUUAUUGCAGAUUUCCUGAAAGAAACCCAAUAUUGUUAAGGUGUUGGUGGGGAUAAAAGCUCAAUGAAAUGCGCUACGCAAUAGUCAUGACAACGAAACAUUUGUGUUCAGAGUUUUCUGUGUGUUUGCUUGUUUGUUUAUGUUUUAGUUAAGUGUUUCCUGUGCAAAGUCUCUGUUUAAGUGAAUUUCCAUUCCUGCUGUAUUAUCACUGCAGAAAGUGUUCUGCACAUUUUUUUCCUCAAAUAUUUAAGGACCAGACCACUCCCUUUUAAAACACUGCUGUAGAAUCAGAUCAAGUAGAUAUGAAAAUGAAAAUUAAUUCAACCGAUGCCACUGGACCUUAUAUGUCGCAUUUUUUAUUUUUUUGAAAUUCUCAAAUAAACGAUAAAAGACGGCGCUCGAUAAGGAUUGUGUUGCAAAAAAAGCUAUUUAUUAAUUCAACACAUGUCAUGCCUUAUUUUGAUAAGACUGUGAAAUAUGAGAAAUAAACGUGUUAAAUUAAAUAUUGGACAGAUAUUGUUUUCUUUUUGGUGUAUUUAUAUUAUUGGUAAUACUUGCAUAUUAAACCCUGGGAGGUGCGUGUCA
This is a messenger RNA of Pseudoliparis swirei, 3867 nucleotides long. RefSeq names its product endoplasmic reticulum aminopeptidase 1b (gene erap1b). Gene Ontology annotation, biological process: proteolysis; peptide catabolic process. Gene Ontology annotation, molecular function: metalloaminopeptidase activity; peptide binding; zinc ion binding. Bases 252 to 2993 code for a protein of 913 amino acids. Lineage: Eukaryota; Metazoa; Chordata; Actinopteri; Perciformes; Liparidae. Gene Ontology annotation, cellular component: cytoplasm. The transcript is spliced from 18 exons. The record is from RefSeq and is a predicted model, not a curated record.